Molecule: messenger RNA, 2299 nt
Organism: Tetranychus urticae (two-spotted spider mite)
Lineage: Eukaryota; Metazoa; Arthropoda; Arachnida; Trombidiformes; Tetranychidae
Source: RefSeq, a predicted model, not a curated record
UUGAUGUGAUGAAGCAUGGGGAUUGGAGGCGUCAUAAAGUAAAGUUACAUAUCAGUCUUGAGUUGUUACAAAAUUGUUUCAUUAGAUUUUAUGUUUUGAGAUCAUAAAAAAUAGCGUCAUUAAUCAAUUGUGAUAGUGAUAACAGUAUUUCAUAUAAAACUUUUACGUGCAAAAAUGUUCCCAAGUAAAUAUUUUGUGUUGAUAUUUUUCAUUUUAUACAAUUUAACCAGAUUGAGUGAAGGUUAUUACCAGGGUUACAAGGAAUUAUCUGGACUAGGGACUAAUUUUUUUUUAAAAGCUAAAUUAAUUUAUAAGGAAUAUAAUCCAAAUAAUUAUGGAAGUAUUGUAUUUGAAAAGUAUUGGUUAAUAGAAGAGUCGGUAUUUGGCGAUGAAAAAAACAGUAUCGUUACAUUAAUUACCGAAGAAGAGGAAGGAAUCGAAACAAAAUUGUUUCGUGAUUUUAAAACUCAAAACAUUUCAUUGAUCUGUGUUCAAAAUGAGUGCGGACGGAAUGCUGAUUUGUUGGAUAAAAAUUUAAAGGGACUCAUUCCAAGUAUAGCUCAGACUGUGAAAGCCGCUCUGCUGUUGGGACCUUAUCGUAUGAUAUUGUGUGAAACUAGUGAAAACCAGCUGUAUAUUUAUCGUGGAAAUUGGAAAUUUGAAACGGGAUCUUAUUCUUGUGGUACUUUGUAUCUGGCCCCAAGUUUUACAGAUUCCGGUCGGACUAUUAAAUGCAUGGGAAUGCGUGAUAGUAAUAACAAUGAAUUUGUUGAUGCAAGAUUUAAUCGUGUAAACCUAAGUUCAUGCAUAAAACAAACUGAGUCUUUGGAAAAAGCAAACGUAUCAACAAAAGGUAUUUUCCACAGAUUCAAUGAAUCAAUUACUAAAUAUGACGAAUUGAAAGUUGAUAAAGAACAUAGAACAACCAAGCUUUCUAUCACAUCAUUGGAUUCAGUUACCUCGGUCGAAAUCAUUAAUGAACGAUCCUACCUCGAACUAUUUGUUUAUGACCGUAAAUUUGGUUUGAAAUACAUUCCAUCUGGUCUAAAUGAAUGCACCAUUGAAUCAAGUGGGGUUGAUGAAGGAUUCAAUUAUGUUGCUUCAGAAAAUUAUGCGAAGGCGUUUGCAAAGGAACUUUAUUUUCCUAAGAAUCCGGUUAAAUCACACAGCAAAAAAUUAUUGGUUGAGACUGAACACAAUGUAAUGGCUGGUAAUGUAAAGUUUGAUUUGGCUGUAAAAACCUAUUUAGAGCCACAUAAUGCCUCAAGAUUUGCAGUGGAAAGUGGAAGACUCGAAAAUUUCUGUGUUCAAAUGGAUCUUUAUUCAAAAUCCUUUCCAAAUGAGAUUUCUUCUAAUUUCAAUCUCACUGAAGUUAGAGUGAUGUGCUUACUAGAAACCUCGACUUAUUUAGACGGAGAUGAGUUACAUCGCAUAAUCAGUUCAUAUCAUCAAUGUUUCAAAGACAGAAAAAACAAAAUUAUUCUCCGUUUAGAGAUUUCAUCAACAAGUAAAACAGAUUAUUUGAUGUCAGACAAAAUUCGAAAAUUGCAAGCCGAUAUCAAUCAUGUCAAAGAUGCACUGCGAAGUUUGCUCAUUGACAAAUUGAAUGUGUCAUUUUUAAGAAUAAACUGGAUUAAAUUGAACUUUUCCGACUCAUAUAUUGUGGCAAAGGUUGAAAUUGUUGAUUCAUUUGUUACCUACUUUGAAUCAAAGAAAGGAGUAUCACAUAAAUUCAACAUCAAAUCAUCUGAAUCUGGUCAAAUUCAAACAUCAACCAUUGAUGAAUGUUUACGUCUUCAAGCUUUUAAAGCCAAUCUAAGUUACGUUAUAACUUGUGAAACUGACUAUUAUUUAUGUCUUGGCAUUGCUGAUGGACAUGCAUUACCAGAUGAAGAUAAAAAUGGAUUGGAUUGUAUGUUGUACAACAAUUCAGAUCAAAGUUUAACCAAACUAAAGGCAGAAGUUCCUUUGGAAGAAAUUGAAAAAUCUUGUCUCAAUUUACAAGGAAGCAAAUUCAACUAUUCCGAUGUUGAAUUUUUUGUUGUUGAUGUUACGAUUGGAGAUGGUAUACGCUUUUAUAAUCCAGAAAAGACGAAAUCAAACUCAACUUCCCCAUUUUUCUUAAUAAUUUCCAUAUUGAUCAUUAUAAUAUUUUUUGCGUUCGGAUCAGGUUAUAAACUGUCUCAAAACCGAAUUCAUCCUCUUCGCGAUUACGUUUCGCUUAAAUUAUUAAAAUCAAGCAUCUGAUUCCUAAUACCAUUGCAAUAGCAAAAUCAAUAAAAAUAAUGCUUUUAUUCAA